AGGCUGUCCCGGCCUGCAGGGGAGGGAGGCGGCCGCCGCGCGGGUCCCCCGGUAGCCCGCGCCCUGCCGCGCGGGAGUCUGAGCCCCGGGAGGUGGAUGGCACGCGGGGCGCGCGCAGCAUGCAGUCGCUCAACAUCACCCCGGAGCAGUUCUCCCGGCUGCUGCGGGACCACAACCCGACACGGGCGCAGUUCAUCGCGCUGUAUGGGCUGCGGCCGCUGGUCUACACCCCGCAGCUGCCUGGGCGCGCCAAGCUGGCCUUCGUGCUCACCGGCGUGCUCAUCUUCGUCCUGGCGCUCUUUGGCAACGCGCUGGUGGUCUACGUGGUGACCCUCAGCGAGGCCAUGCGCACCGUCACCAACAUCUUCACCUGCUCCUUGGCGCUCAGCGACCUGCCCAUCUCCUUCUGCAUCCCGGUCACUAUGCUCGAGAACAUCUUCAACAACUGGCUGGGGGCCAGUGACAAUGAUUACAUUUCAGCCCUCCUCGCCUUUCAACUUUCUUCAAGUUUCCAGUCUGUUCCUUUCUUCAUGGGUUAUCAGGUCAUCCAAGGCCAAGUACAGAAGACUUAACAUGGCAAUGGAACAGAAUGCAAAGCUAUCAGUCUUGAUAAAGUAAAUAUAAAGGUAUAGCUGAAAGAAGUUGGAAGGAAGAAGAGAGGAAGAAAAGGAGGAAGGAGGUGACAUGAGGAGGUGAGGUAUCAUCAUCUUACAAAGUGAGGGACAAGAUAAACUGUUGGAAGCUGAUAGACCAAGGAAAAGGGUGUUAAGUAUAUUACUUUAUGAGUCAAAGAUAGAGGAAACCACGUGCAAGAAUUUAGUAAACACACUUCUCUAAAGCUUUUCAAAGAAAUAAUUGAAGAAAUUGUUAUAACUAUAAGAAAACUAAAAGAUGUGGGGAGAAGCAGAGGUGGGAGGUAAUAAAAGUGAACUAAAAGCCUAUCUAUCCGAGAAGAAAGUCAAUAUAGACCAUCUAAAAUCAGUAAAUCAAGAAUAUAAAGCAACCUGUUUAGCAAUGUGACGGUACCUGGCAGAAGAAUUAAACACAAGUAGAUGUCGGGGAGUAGGACAGCAGGUGAGAGGAGGUGGGCAGAGACCCAUUCUUUUUUUAUCGUAGCCCUUCUGAUUUUGAAUGAUUUGCUCAUAAUUCUUUGAUUAAAAAGACAUUUUUAAAAGGAAGAGACAAAUUAAAUUUGUAACUGAAAAGCUGCCCCCCCCAAAAACAUCUCCUAGCCAGAUGGUUUCACUGGAGAGUGCUGCCAAACACUUAAAGAAGAAUUAACACUACUUUUACACAAACUCUUCCAGAAAAUAGAAGAGAAGGGAACACUUCCUAAACCACUUCAUGAGGCCAUUUUUACUCUGACAAAGUAGACAAAGACAGUACAAUAAAAAGAAAACUGCAAACCAAUGUCUCUCAACUGCAAACUUAGACAUAAAAAUUCUCAGUGUAUUAGCAGACGGAAUCCAACAAUGUAUAAAAAGGAUUAUACACAUGAUCAAGUGGGAUUUAUCCUAGGUAUGUAAGUCUGGCUCAAUAUUCAGAUAUCAAUGUAAAGGCUUCCCUGGUGGCGCAGUGGUUGAGAGCCCGCCUGUCGAUGCAGGGGACACGGGUUCGUGCCCCAGUCCGGGAAGAUCCCGCAUGCCAUGGAGCGGCUGGGCCCGUGAGCCAUGGCCACUGAGCUUGCGCGUCUGGAGCCUGUGGUCCGCAACGGGAGAGGCCACAACAGUGAGAG
This is a messenger RNA of Orcinus orca (killer whale), 1735 nucleotides long. RefSeq names its product pyroglutamylated RFamide peptide receptor (gene QRFPR). NCBI's taxonomy places the organism in Eukaryota, Metazoa, Chordata, Mammalia, Artiodactyla, Delphinidae. Gene Ontology annotation, biological process: G protein-coupled receptor signaling pathway. The transcript has 3 exons. The record is from RefSeq and is a predicted model, not a curated record. Gene Ontology annotation, cellular component: membrane. Gene Ontology annotation, molecular function: G protein-coupled receptor activity. Bases 120 to 572 code for a protein of 150 amino acids.